Molecule: messenger RNA, 2244 nt
Organism: Carya illinoinensis
Lineage: Eukaryota; Viridiplantae; Streptophyta; Magnoliopsida; Fagales; Juglandaceae
Product: coilin
Exons: 13
Coding region: 122-1945 (607 amino acids)
Biological process (GO): spliceosomal snRNP assembly
Cellular component (GO): Cajal body
Molecular function (GO): U1 snRNA binding; U2 snRNA binding
Source: RefSeq, a predicted model, not a curated record
GAAACAGGCAGAAACGGCAUUAAUGAUGAAACCCCCGCCGAGGGUUUAAGAAACGGGGGACCUGGAGCACUACACUGCUGCGAAAACUGCUCAUUUCAAUCUCUCUCGCUCUAGUCUUUAGAUGGAGAGCGUGCGGAUUCGUUUAGAGUUCAAGCAUCGGGAUGUUCUGAGCAAGUCGCAGUUGAAGGAGGGACUGGUGCGAAGCUGGCUUCUUCUCAAACCGGAAAUGGAGACCAUCUCCAGCCUCGCCGCUUAUCUCCUUCACACCUUCGACCUCUACGACUCUUGCCCCAGCGGCCUCAUCCUCUCCAUGGAUGGCUUUGUGUUACCACCUUUUGAGUCAACUUGUAUUUUGAAGGAUAAAGAUAUAGUGUGUGUGAAAAGGAAAGGGGAUUCAGUGGUUGAUACCAUCCAGGCAGGUGAAGAAUUGGACUCUCUCAAGGUAGAUAAGAAUUUGGAGAAGCAAUCUUUGCUUGAAGAUGUGAAGAUUUUGGCAAAUGAGGAGUUUGAAGAGGAACAUAAUGAAAAUGAUGACAGUGUACAGGAGUACAUGGUUACUAGAAAAAGGAAGGCAUUGAAGAAACUUCAGGGCUCAAGGAGGAAGAAAAAUAAGGUAGCUACUACUGGCAAAUGUUCAAUUGUUUUAGAAGAUGAUCAGAAAGACAUCCAUGCAGAGGAGAAUGGAAGCCUUCAUCAAUGUGGAGUCCUCCCCAAAAAGACUGUCAAGAAGGAUAAGUUAUUCAGAUCACCUGUUGAACAGGAUAAGUCUCGUGUCCCGGAAAGUGAUGAAAGAAGUAAUGACACUACUAAAUCUGUGCCCAGUGCAAAGAGGUUCUGCCAACUUGAAGAAAAUGGUGAAGAAAGUGUUGAUGUAUCCCAUAAGCCUUGUGAAACUAAAAAGCUCCCUAGUAGGAGUGCUCGGCGUAAAAAGGCAAAACGGCUAUGGUUGAGGGAACAAGACAAUGCUGAGAAGAAAAAGCUACAUCAAGGGCAAACACUCAAAAGAGAUGAUGAGCAAUCACCUGUCAAAGAUAAUCAGAAAUUAUUUGAAGAACCUCAACAACCAGAUGAAAAUAGUGAGGAAGAGGAUGAGGUUGUCCCAGUAGUAAUUAGGCCAGGACAUAUUCGAUUUGAGCGUCUUGAUAAAGUUAGAGAUGUCCAGCAAUUUCAAACUCCAAUGGAGAGUUUGCAGUGGAAUGGAAUAACCAGCAAAAGGAAGGGUCAAAAAUGGGGUUUGGAGAAAGUUGCUUAUUACAAAAGGAAUGAUUAUGUGAGUUCAAAUGAAGAGGUUGCUGAAAUGGUUACUGCUGAAGAAGCACCUGCAAAAAAUCCCAUAGAUUUUGAUAAGCUUAAACCUUAUACCAGCUCACCUAAGAAAGGUGAUGUAGUUGCUUAUCGCUUGAUUGAGUUAUCAUCAUCAUGGACCCCUGAGCUUUCCUCCUUCCGGGUAGGAAAAAUAUCAUGGUAUAACCCUGAAUCCAAUUGGAUUUUGCUGGUAACAGUUCCAGAAUAUCCAAUUGAUUUUGAGAAGAUAACUGAGGAGCCAUCUGCAGAACAACCUGAUACAUCCCUUUAUGGGGAAGAUGGGUCUUUAAAGAUAAAUUAUUCCUCUCUCGUCGAUAUCCGCAUUGUCAAGUAUGGGAACUUGGAAACAACAGAAAUCACUGGUGAGGUUAUUGAAGUUCAUGUGGGUAAUCAAACUCCAGUAUCAUGUGUCGCGGCCAACACCCCUGUCCAAGCCCCUUUCCCUGCACGAGAAAAUGGAGAAGUAAAUGCAUGGGAUGAAAUCAGUCAAGCUUUGAAUGCGAAGAAAGUCCAGCUAUCCGAGGAGGAUGGUUGGAGGAAGGAAGAGAGUUCAGGCAAAAGUGGGUGGUCCUAUAGGGCCUUGAGAAGCAGUGCCCUGGGCCCAACAAUGGCAAUUUUGAGAGCGCAAAAUGGACUAUGAGAUCCAGCCGGCCGCGUGGUUGGCAAAUUUCCAUGGAAGGAAAAGAAUAUCAUAUCUGGUUUUGAGUAAAUGAGAGGCAGUGAGUGCUAUUAAAGACUAAGCGCUAUGUAUAGAAAGGUGUUCAAUUUUAACGAUAGUCUCAAGUGGGAGGGAGCCGACUGUGGGAACUUACAUUCGUACAUUUUUUUUUUUUCUCGGCUUUUUGGUCUUUUUAAAAGUCGGAAGUUUUAUUUUAUCUUUUGUACACAAGUGAUUGUGUCGUCAGAUAAUGGGAUUGAUUUGAGCAAUUUCUUCCCUCA